GAGACUUUAUUGUUGGGUGAUAAACCGGAGCACACGCCCGAGUCUGCUGGCGGGGUUUCUGCCGCGUGUUAAGUGGAUUUUUGGACACGUCCGGAACCAGGAUCUCGGUCUGCAGGAUUACAUAGAAAAAGUUGCCUUUGGUUUGGUGGAUCGGAUCGACGGGACGUCCUCUGGCUGCAGAGACCUACGUCAGCGACUGCUGUGAAUUUCCUGCACUGAGACCGAAGCGUAUUCUCACCUGGAGAAAAAACGCGCAGUUCUCUGAAACUGUGCGGCGCGAUUAUGUCCUUCAACUCGAACCAGUCCGUUUUUCACGACACGUCAAACUCUUUAUUAAUGAACAGCGAAGACGCCACGGACACCUGCGCGUGUGCCAGCACGGCGGGGCUCAGCAAAGCAGUGUCAGUGUCCUUGGGUUUGGAUCCAGUCUCCUGUCAGUGCUCCUCCAGUGGCGCGUUGGCGAGCAGCGCGCACCGAGCGCUCCACUUAUUAGGAGCGGCAGCAGGCGUGCACCCAGAAGGCGCCACCGUGGCGGCAGCGAACGCCAACCCGAGAGAGGACGACUUUGGAAAAGUGUGUCGUGAUAUGGAUCGAGUGAGCUGCAUGGAUCUGCUGCGAUCGGGCGACGCGGCGGACGGCGCGCUGCCCGUGACGCACGGAUCCUCCGCGGUCUCCCGGUACGUGUGCAAGGAGUCAAACUUAUUUGUGGGCGAGCCGCCCGAUCGGUCACCUAUAAAACCUUACCCGGGGUACUCCAGCGGACAAGUCCUCUUAAGAGACGCGACGGCGGAUGCGUGGUGCGUAAACGAGCGCGGAUACGGUGGUCCGGCCGAGCCCGUCAGAGGCGGAUCCGGUGGAGUUAAUUUCUUGUGUAAAUACUGUAACUGUGGAGAAGCCUCGCGUGGAUGCCGCUGCGUCUGGUACAACAGCGGAGAACACAGCGGAAAAGCUGGCGCCAAAUCAGCCACGGCACAAGAGUACGGCCAAGCGGAAAGUUACCAAAGUGCAGCCGCCCGGGGGCACGCCGGUUACCCCACCAUUAAGACCGAACCGGCGGCGUGGACGCACUGCGCGGACCGCCGUUUCAGGAAUGAAGAUCUGUUUCCAGGCGUCUACCUGUCAGAUCGGAGGGUGUGUCAAGUGUGUGGUGAUGACGCCUCAGGGUGUCACUAUGGAGCAGUGACUUGUGGCAGCUGCAAAGUAUUUUUCAAGAGGGCAGCUGCAGGUAAGCAGAACCACCUGUGUGCCAGUCGUAAUGACUGUACCAUUGACAAACUGAGGCGGAAGAACUGCGCCUCGUGCCGUUUAAAAAGGUGCUUCAUGUCAGGAAUGAGCCUUAAAGGUCGCAGGCUGAAGGGAGCCGGACAGUCGAAGAACGGAGAGGAGGAGCAAUCGAGAGCUGGAACGAGAGCAGAAGCCGAAGCCAGUAACCCAGCUGUCAGGGAUCAAGCAUCCCAGGCUCUGGCUCUCGCCCCGACUCCGAGCCUGCGCUCCUGCUUAACCAUGCUCAGCGUCCUGCAGGCCAUUGAGCCAGCUGUGGUCAAUGCCGGACAUGACCCAGCCCAACCGGACAGUCCGGCGUCUUUGCUCACCAGCCUGAACGAGCUGGGGGAAAGACAGCUGGUGACUGUGGUGCGUUGGGCCAAAGCCAUCCCAGGUUUCCGUGACCUCCAUGUGGACGAUCAGAUGACAGUGAUUCAGCUGUCGUGGAUGGGGGUGAUGGUGUUCGCUUUGGGCUGGAGGUCGUACACGCUGACCAACAGCUCUAUGCUCUACUUUGCUCCAGACUUGGUCUUCAACGACCAGCGGAUGCAAGUGUCCAGCAUGUAUGAACACUGUGUGAGGAUGAAGCUGCUCUCCCAGAGGUUCUGCAUGCUGAAGGUCACCCAAGAGGAGUUCCUCUGUAUGAAGGCGCUGGUCCUCUUCAGCAUCAUGCCAGUGGAGGGCCUGAAGAACCAGCGCUGUUUUGACGAACUCCGGACCUGCUACAUCAAGGAGUUGGACCGCUUAGCCAGCCACUGCGGAGAGACCACCCGCACACAGAGGCUGUUUCACCUCACGCAGCUGCUGGACAAUCUCCAGUCGAUUGUGAGGAAGCUGCACCAGUUCACCUACAACCUGUUCGUCGAGGCUCAGUCCCUGCAGACACGCGUCAACUUCCCAGAGAUGAUCUCAGAGAUUGUGAGCGUCCAUGUGCCUAAAAUCCUGUCAGGCAUGGUCAAACCCAUCCUGUUUCACAGUAAAGCUUAAUCUCAUUUGACGAAUCUAGAAUAUCUAAAUAAGGUUAGUGGUUUCAUGAGAUA
Messenger RNA from Thalassophryne amazonica, 2303 nucleotides. RefSeq names its product androgen receptor-like. Bases 283 to 2250 code for a protein of 655 amino acids. The record is from RefSeq and is a predicted model, not a curated record. Gene Ontology annotation, biological process: regulation of DNA-templated transcription; male gonad development. Gene Ontology annotation, molecular function: sequence-specific DNA binding; DNA-binding transcription factor activity; zinc ion binding. The transcript has 10 exons. NCBI's taxonomy places the organism in Eukaryota, Metazoa, Chordata, Actinopteri, Batrachoidiformes, Batrachoididae.